AUUCCUCGCUCUAAUCAACCGUGACGCUGUCCAAAGAUUUUGUUUUGGUCAAUCGGCCCGUGUCCACAAAAACAUCUCUCGCUGUCACUCAGCGGCUGUACUGGAAACAUGGCGUAUAACGCAGUCAUCACCAGCGGACUGAUAUUGCUCCUUCUACCGAACCAAACAUCCGCUAACCGGUUCCUGCUGUUUGUCCGUCAUGAUGACAUGAACUACACGGAAGCCAAGGAAGCGUGUGAGAGUUUCGGGGGUCGCCUGGCCGUCCCGGGCUCGUUCAACGAGGAGGAGAGACUUGACGUCAUGCAGUGUAUCCCCCCAAACGUCGUCUUCUGGACCAAUCAGAGAGGAGCAAAGGACGCUUGUUUAGUAACCUUCCUGUUGGACAUCAAAUGUUUCUACGAGAAGAGGUUCUACCAACACGACUUUUUGUGUGAGGCUGAGCGGGAUUCGAUCCGGUAUUCGUAUUACCUGAAAAGAGGAGAUGUGUGCAGUAGUCAGGAUAUCCACCACUCCACGCUAUCACCGGGCGGAAAUACCACCACAACCACGACCCCCGUCAGCACGACACGGACCCCGGGGCCAGAGCUGACCCUCUCACCAAUCAGAACACUGCAGACGAUAGGAACACGGCCACCAGACGGCGACAAAACGACGCCAUCGACUGACGUCAUCAGCACACAGAGAGAGGUGGUGCAGAAUGGUACAGAGAUCAGUGGGGGACGGAACGGGGAGAAAGGGUCCGGGGGCGUGUCAAACAUUGGUGCAAGUGCAGCCAUUGCAAUAUUUUCUGCGAUUUUAAUAUUGACAAUUCUUGGAAUCUUUUACGUUUAUGUCAAACGAAAGAAACCGGAACUGUUGAGAAAAGCCUCGUUUUGGAAGACACCGGAACCAGUCCAAAACGAGUACGACACAGUUAGGCCCCGACAGGGACCGGAACAUUCUUACGGAUACAUGAGGAGUUCCGAUCCUCCCGGGGAUUACUUACAACCAAAUCCUUCCGCCAUACGAUCGCGAAACAUUGACAACAUAGAUUAUUUGGUAGAAGCAGACGACAACAUAAUUUCCGGGGUUGAUCGUGCAGAUUCUUGUCAGGCGGCGCAGGAAAAUGACUACGACUACAUUCACAUAGACGACGCUGACUGCGGACAACCACCUCCUCCCUACGAUCUUGCCAGAGCUAUUCCGAACAGCGGUUAUGAAAAGUGCAACCAAUCACAAAACACAUCUAAGACUCUGACAUCACAUGAUUAUUAUAACACGCCUGAUUCAAAAAUUGCACCUCCGAGGGAUUCAAACCGUAGUAAUUCAGAAUGUGUUACGAACAAAGUGGAGUUAUAGAUUUUAAAAUUUUGUUGUAUUUCGUCAAAUUUGAUACUCUGAUUUAUUUUUCUCCUAAGGAGUUUGUUAUGGAUAAUAAACAGGGAAACUUGA
Messenger RNA from Magallana angulata, 1431 nucleotides. RefSeq lists its product as uncharacterized. The record is from RefSeq and is a predicted model, not a curated record. The coding region runs from base 109 to 1338 and encodes 409 amino acids. The transcript is spliced from 6 exons. Lineage: Eukaryota; Metazoa; Mollusca; Bivalvia; Ostreida; Ostreidae.